Molecule: messenger RNA, 3810 nt
Organism: Camellia sinensis
Lineage: Eukaryota; Viridiplantae; Streptophyta; Magnoliopsida; Ericales; Theaceae
Source: RefSeq, a predicted model, not a curated record
AGUUUUUCUCAAUCAUGAAAAUUGAUAAUCAUAAAAUAGAAAUUAAAAGCAGAAAUUGCACCAAAUGCUCAGUAAAAGACUAUAAACAGUUUAUAGCUCCAAACAAGCUAAACAGUGACUAGCAGAGGCAAUUAAUGGUGGAGAGAGAGAGAGUAGAUAAGAGGGCAAGAACACAUGAAAGAAAGAAGGUCCAGUUACAACUACAGCUGCCAAAGGUUCAGGGGUUUCUUGGAGUAGCAUUAAAGACUCUCCACAUAAAGAUCUUCUUCACUACAUAUCACACCCCCACAGGGUAAUUAUUCAGUAGUGUGGGGAUACUAGUGCCACAUGAUGUUGUUCACAUGGUACUCCAAGCAAUGAUGUAGCAAAAAAUUUUACAAGUAAGACAAUGUUGACCCAUCUUUAAUAGUUAGUUUGGAAACAGGGGAUGCCUCAUCUAUGUCUCAGAAGCACCAUGUAAGUAACGUCGUGUGGGACUCCAGGACUACCUAAUAAUUUUCCCUCUCGCACCACCCAAAACCAACCUUCUUUCUUUUACUUACAAAAAUAAAUAAAAAUAAAAAAACAGAGCUAGCCUUAUAUGCAGAAAGGUAGACUCAUUGCUUGAUGAUUUUGGGUUGAAGCAUAUGGGUUCCGAUUCUCACACUACUCUCCACAUGAUCUUCACCCUCCUCAUCCUCAUGUUCAUUUCAUUCCAAAUUACUACCCACAUUCUGGCAGUGGAUGCUUCAUUGAAUGCGGAGUAUCACUUGAAUGGCCAUGAUGGCCUACAAGAGCUCUAUUACUUGGAGGAAGAGAGUGAAGAUGGUAAAGAGAACCACCACAUUGAGAAGGUCACAGGAAAGGAUGAGAGUGAAGAAAAGCAAACUCUGAUCAUAGAAAAGUUCAGAGCUUUACUUGGAUUCAAAACCAUCAAUGGUGACACUGAAAAUGUGUGGUCAUCACCAUCACCUUCCCCAUCACCCACCAUUGAAUCAGGAGCUCCACCUCCUGUUUUGGUGCACCCAACGCAUCCAAUCGCACCACCACCCCACAAGAUUCACAGACACGAUCAUAAAGGUAGACUCAAAAGAAUUCUAGUUUCAAUUCUUGUGUCUGUUGGAGCUAUAUUUUUGUUGUGUGCCAUUGGGCUCAUAUGGGUGAGAAAGAGAUCAGCUAAUGCGGGGUCAAAAACACACAACACGGAAGCAGGCUCUAGAGGUCGGCCCACCAUGUAUGUGAACUCUCAAAACUCAGUGAAAAGGGUGAGCUCUGAACCAGUCUUGGACCUCUUUUACAUUGAGUCCCUAGAAACUGCUUUAGAACCACAACCAUUUUGUCUGAAACAAAAUUUUGAAGUUGUCAACAACUCAUCAUCAAAUGAAAACACACCAAGAUGUGAAUUGAAUGAGAGAGAAGAAGAGUCAGGGCAAGAAGAAAUCAUGUGUGUUCGUGAUGAGAGUGAAGAAGAGUCACUGAAGUACGAAUCUGAUGAUGGAAUCAUCAGUAGCUCAUCAUCAGACGGUGAUGAAUCUUUUCAUUCUUUCUGUGAUUCAUAUUCAUCCAACAUGAGGCUUUCUAAUGCUUCAGCAGGUAGUCUUACUGACACAUCCUCAGCCUCACCGCCACCGCCACCCCUUCCUUCCUCAAGUAAUUUACACAUUUCUCCUUCUAAUUCUUCUUCUUGUUCAACUUGGAUCACAUGUACAGCUUUAAGUUCUCCCACAGUACCAAUUUUAUUGUCUCCAAGAAACUCAUAUCAGAUCAUCGAAGCGAGAUCCAUGGUAGGCCCACAAACCCAAAUUGAACCGGGCCAAUCUAAAGUUGGACUGGAGACAAGCGGUCUCCCAAAUCAAAACCCACCUUCACCACCUCCUAAUCCUCCUGAGCCUUCAAGCACUAUUCCUCCACCGCCACCGCCACCGCCACCGCCUCCGCCUCCGUCCCUUCCUUCCUCAAGUAAUUUACACAUUUCUCCUUCUCAUUCUUCUUCUUGCUCGACUCAGAUCACAUGUAAAGGUUUAAGUUCUCCUACAUUACCAUUUUCAUUAUCUCCAAGAAACUCAAAUCAGGUCAUCAAAGCAAGACCCGCAGUGGGCCCACAAGCACAUACUACACCAAUACAAUCCAAAAUUGGAUUGGAGACAAGAGGCCUCCCAAAAAGUAAUUUGCCACCUUUGCCACCUCCUAGUCCUCCUAAGCCUUCAGGCAAUGUUCCUCCACCACCAUGUCCACCGCCAUUUUUCAAAGGAAAUUAUAAUAACUCUCUUAAAGGCUUGCCACCUCCUCCGCCAUCCCAACUUCCUUUGUUUACCCCAUUGGGCAAAGACGGAGCUCCAUUGCCAAAGCUGAAACCGCUUCACUGGGACAAAGUUAGAGCUGCACCAGACCGGUCUAUGGUGUGGGACAAGUUGACAUCAAGCUCAUUUGAAUUGGAUGAGGAGAUGAUUGAAUCACUUUUUGGAUACAAUCUACAAAAUUCUAUGAAGAAUGAUGAGGCAAAGAGCAAGAGCCCUUCUCCAAGCAAGCAUAUUCUUGAACACAAGAGACUACAAAACAUUACCAUACUUGCAAAAGCUUUGAAUGUUACUGCUCAGCAAGUUUGUGAUGCACUAGUACAAGGGGAGGGCUUGUGCUUACAACAACUAGAAGCAUUAGUGAAGAUGGUACCCACCAAGGAAGAAGAAGAUAAGCUCUCAAGCUAUAAAGGAGACAUCAAUGAACUGUGCUCAGCAGAGAAGUUUGUCAUGACAAUGUUAAACAUUCCUUUUGCCUUUCUAAGGAUUGAAGCCAUGCUUUACAAAGAAACUUUUGAAGAUGAAGUAGUUCAUCUCAGAAAGUCUUUCUCAAUGCUAGAGGAAGCCUGCAAUGAACUCAGAUCAAGUCAGCUCUUCCUAAAAUUACUUGAAGCAGUCCUUAAAACCGGAAACAGAAUGAAUGUUGGAACCAUAAGAGGAGGUGCCAGAGCAUUCAAGCUUGACACCCUCCUCAAGCUAUCUGAUGUGAAAGGAACUGAUGGAAGAACAACACUUCUCCAUUUUGUUGUCCAAGAAAUCAUUCGAUCAGAAGGAAUCAGAGUCUCAGAGAGCAUUAUGGGAAAUAUAAAUCUGGAAAACAAGAUCCGAAAUGUUGAAGAAAGAGAAGAAGAUUACAGGAGGAUGGGUCUAGAUCUUGUUUCUAGUCUAAGUAUUGAACUAUGCAAUGUGAAGAAAACAGCUACAAUAGACUUGGAUGUUCUUGCAAGCUCUGUCUCAAACCUGUCAAAUGAAAUGGCUAAGUUGAAACAUCUAGUAGGCAAGGACUUGUGUGUGGAUGAAAAGCGAGAGAAUUUUGUGAACUGCAUGAGAUCUUUUAUUGGUUAUGCAGAGAAGAAUAUAAAGGAGUUGCGGGAAGAUGAGGGAAGAGUGCUUUUACAUGUUCGAGAAAUUACAGAAUACUUUCAUGGAAAUGUGAGCAAAGAAGAAGUGAACCCGCUUCGAAUUUUUGUGAUUGUGAGGGACUUUCUGGGUAUGUUAGAUCAUGUUUGUAAAGAGCUAAGAAUCUCUAAAGUUCCAAGUAGUCCAAAUCCUCUAGCUCCUUUCCGAUAGAGUAUGUACCUUGUAUGUGUCUAUAAAAGGGCGACUCAGUGCACGAGACUUCUACUAAAGCGGGAUUUGAAAAGGACAAGAUGUAUGCAGCCUUACCUCCAUUAUUGGAGAGGUGGUUUUUGUGACUUCAACUCAUGCCUUGUGUGUGUCUAUAGCUUAUGAAAAUUUGACUUCAUAAUGAAUUGCGAAUUAGUGUAACAUUUUCUAAAUUUUGAGUAGAAUUUUGGAAUGUUUUGAUUGGGAA